Messenger RNA from Soboliphyme baturini, 735 nucleotides. The record is from the annotation of a GenBank genome assembly. NCBI's taxonomy places the organism in Eukaryota, Metazoa, Nematoda, Enoplea, Dioctophymatida, Soboliphymatidae.
AUGUGCGCAAUGACCGCCGCUGCCGAUCCUCAGUCGUCGACGUUGUCGCCGGCUUGGCAGGAUGUGAUGUUUGGCUUGGAAAUUGAUGACGUAUGGCUCAUCGUGGUGACCAGUGGCGGCGCUGCUGUGGAAGGUUCACAGUCGCAGCAUUUGGACAGCGUGUCCAGCGACAAGAGCGUCGUCGGCCACGUGAAUGAGUAUGAGGACGAAAAAGAGCGGUUGUUGCGCAAAAUUGAGCUGGUGGGCGAAAAAAUCAAGGUGGCGGUGAAGUCGAAGGAAGCCGACGUCGAAGAGUUCCUUCGCUUGACGUCCAGCGUCAGUGUCGUCGCUCCGGACAACCCUCAGAUGAUGCGCGUUCGCCAGAUGUUCGACAAAAAGAACAAAAAAUCUACCCAGACUAUAAAUUCACUACAGAAGAAGCUCGAAAACUACCGAAAAAGGCUGAAGGAUCUCAACGAAGGUGUUCUCCACCGUGGUAUAACCGAAACGAUGCUGUCGAACAUGGGCCAAGGACUGAAAGAUGUUGGAACGAACAUUAAAGAGAGUCUCUCAGAAUACACUGGAUCAGUGAUGUCUGUUCCAAAAGACAUCGCUCUUAAGCUGAGAAAAUCGAAAUUUGGAAGCACAGAUUUUAUUCCAGCUUCUGGUGAUGAAGUGUCCUAUCAGAAAAAAGUCGGCAGUUCACCCGGCAAGGCACCGGACCAGAAGUGCACGUUUUACAACAGUGAACGGUAA